AAUCCAAAAUCCAACCCGAUCCGACCCUCUUUGACUACGCCUUGAUUGUUUGGCCUUCGCAGCUAAAACCCUAAACCCUCACGACAUAGCAUUCCCUUCUGCGGUUCCGCCAGGUCUUCUCCCCAUCUCUGUUCAUCUCCCGUCAUGGCCUCGUCUUGCAACAGAUUCAUCUCUAGAUCAUCCCUGUCGUCCCUUAAAUCCGUCAUCAGAUCCAACGCUCCAAAAUCUCCUGUUAUCAGAUCAACCAUUUCGUCCUCUCCUUCUCCUCAUUCCCCCUCCUCUUCCCUUCCUCGCCGCUUCUCUUUCUCUUCCAGGGCUCCGUCUGAGCUGGGAUGCGUGCAGUCGCUGCUGCCGCUGCACAGCGCGGUGGCGACGGCGAGGAUGACUUCAUGCUUGAGCACGACAUCAAGGAGUUGCCGAGCACUUUCACAGGGUACACUCUGCUGCACCUCUCCCGGCCUCUAGUAGUUUAUUGCUAUGUUUUAGAGUGCACAUAAUUCGAAAGAAAUAAACUUGGGACCUGUCAAUUAUGGCCCACUGCAUCUUUAUCAAAUGGAGUUGAUGGUACGUGAAACAUGUGUGCUGUUUUUGGAGGUGGGUCCUGUCAUCAACUAUACAAGCUUGGUCUGUCAGUUCCAAGGUAACCUGUUGGGGGAAAAAGCUUUGUGAUGGGAGAUUGUCUUUGCAUGAUUGAAGAACCAAGGCCUAAUAGCUUUUCAAUACUGUGAAGAUUUUUUUGUCAAUUUAUAAGUGCGUGCUAAACCUUUAAAGCAGUGAAGCUGAUUAUGAGUCUUCAUAACAUAGGGGACCCAUCAACUGAAAUGUAACAAUUACAUGCUAUUGGUUAGUAUUGUCAUGCAGCCAUUAUAUGUUCAAUAGGCCCUAUGCAUUUCGUCC
This is a messenger RNA of Manihot esculenta (cassava), 897 nucleotides long. RefSeq names its product protein NONRESPONDING TO OXYLIPINS 2, mitochondrial. The record is from RefSeq and is a predicted model, not a curated record. Bases 145 to 465 code for a protein of 106 amino acids. The transcript is spliced from 5 exons. Lineage: Eukaryota; Viridiplantae; Streptophyta; Magnoliopsida; Malpighiales; Euphorbiaceae.